Molecule: messenger RNA, 4971 nt
Organism: Syzygium oleosum
Lineage: Eukaryota; Viridiplantae; Streptophyta; Magnoliopsida; Myrtales; Myrtaceae
Product: alpha-glucan water dikinase, chloroplastic
Exons: 34
Coding region: 246-4661 (1471 amino acids)
Biological process (GO): phosphorylation
Molecular function (GO): kinase activity; ATP binding
Source: RefSeq, a predicted model, not a curated record
AGAGUUCCGUCUUCUUCGAGCUCGAACGCUCGCUCAACCGCUCGUUCGUUCGUUCGUUCCAUCGAGCUCGCCGCGGAGGCGAUUGGCUGCUCGCCGGCGGAGUACUGCCGCCGCCGUUCUGCAUUCCCGAAUCGAUCGCAGGUAGUUCCGGCAGCCGCCGCCGCCGACGCCGAUUGGUUUGAUCCCCGCCGCGCGUCUCGCGUGCCGUUGCCGUCGCCGGAGGGCUAAGGAUUGCAUCGAGGAACAUGAGUUUGCUUCGCCAUAGUUUGCUUUGCCCCGCUGUUUCGGAGAAUCAAAGCAACCUGAACAGUUCGGCCAUCCCCGCGAACACUUUCUUUCAAACCGCAUCCGCCAAUCAAUCGGCAACUAAGACCAGGAGACCGAAAUUGUCUACAAAGUUUUCGGGAAGCAGCCUUAACCAGAGGAAGACAGAAUUGACCAUGGGGAAAGGUCGGGGUUAUUCAUUUGUCACUAGGGCCGUAUUGGCCACUGAUCCAGCUCCAGAGCUUGCUGGGAAAUUCAACCUGGAUGGAGAUAUUGAGUUGAAGGUCGAAGUUAGUGCCCCUGUUCCUGGUUCUAUGACUCAAGUAGAGAUCCGGGUCACUUGUAGUAGUGAUACGCUGAUACUACACUGGGGUGCAAUACGUGAUAAAAAGGAAAAGUGGAUACUUCCAUCACGAUAUCCAGAUGGGACCAAAGUAUACAAGAACAGGGCCCUCAGAACUCCUUUUGUCAAAUUGGGUGUGAAUUCAUUCCUCAAAAUAGAGAUUGAUGAUCCCACAAUCAAAGCUGUGGAGUUUCUUAUUCUUGAUGAAGCCCCAAAUAAAUGGUACAAAAAUAAUGGUGAUAACUUUCACAUAAAGUUGCCUCUGACAGAGGAGAUACCAAAUGUGUCCAUUCCGGAGGACCUCGUACAAAUCCAAGCAUAUCUGAGGUGGGAGAGAAAGGGGAAACAAAUGUACACUCCUGAGCAAGAUAAGGAGGAAUACGAAGCUGCACGCUUUGAGCUAUUGGAGGAAAUAGCACGGGGUACUUCCAUUGAGGACCUCCGAGCAAAAAUUACAAAGAAAAGUGAAGGAAACAAAACCGAGAAGCAAUCUCCUCCAGAACAGAAAAGUAAGAUACCUGAUGAACUGGUGCAGGUACAAGCUUACAUACGGUGGGAGAAAGCGGGAAAACCUAGUUAUUCAGCAGACCAACAAUUGAGGGAAUUCGAGGAAGCAAGAAAAGAGCUGCAAGCUGAACUCGAGAAGGGCCAUACAGUUGAAGACAUAAGGAAGAAGAUAUGCAAAGGGGAGAUAGAAUCUAAGGUCUCAAAGCAACUAGAAAAGAAAAAGUAUUUCCAUGUUGAAAAAAUUCAGCGCAAAACGAGGGAUGUCAUGCAACUAAUUAAUAAAAGUAGAGCUAAACCUGAAGAAGGAAAUAUCCCGAUUGAACAUGAGCCAAAAACCUUGACCGCAGUUGAACUUUUUGCAAAAGCAAUAGAGGAACGCGAUCUUGGUCGUCCUCUUGGCAAAAAGUCAUACAAGAUUGGUGACAAGGAACUUCUGGUGCUGGUAUCAAAGCUUGCUGAAAAGAUGAAAGUUCAUUUUGCCACAGAUCUUAAUGAGCCUGUUACUCUUCAUUGGGCUUUAUCUAAAACUAAUGCCGGAGAGUGGUUGGCACCCCCUCCAAGCAUCCUUCCUCCAGGAUCGGUUUCUCAACAUGGAGCGACUAAAACACCAUUUUCGAACAUCUCUCUUGAAAACGCUCCUUCCCAGGUCCAAUGUGUGGAAAUUGAGCUUGAAGAUGAAAGCUACAUAGGAAUGCCGUUUGUUCUUCAUGCUGGAGGGAAUUGGAUAAAAGAUAAAGGCUCUGACUUCUACAUUCAAUUUGUUGCUGAAUCUAAGCAAGUCCAGAAAGCUAUUUCUGAUAUUGGUGAUGGAAAGGGUACCGCGAAGGGCUUGUUGGACAAAAUAGCAACAAUGGAAAGUGAAGCACAGAAAUCUUUUAUGCAUCGAUUCAAUAUUGCAGCUGAUCUGAUAGAUCAAGCCCAAAAUGCUGGUGAAUUAGGUCUUGCAGGAAUUUUGGUGUGGAUGAGGUUUAUGGCUACAAGACAGCUGAUCUGGAACAAGAACUACAAUGUGAAACCACGAGAAAUCAGUAGAGCUCAGGAUAGGCUAACAGAUGAGCUCCAGAAUACUUAUAUGACCCGUCCACAAUAUCGGGAACUUCUACGCAUGAUUAUGUCUACUGUUGGUCGUGGAGGUGAAGGGGACGUGGGACAGCGAAUUAGAGAUGAAAUUCUGGUUAUACAGAGGAACAAUAACUGCAAGGGAGGAAUGAUGGAAGAAUGGCAUCAGAAGUUGCAUAAUAACACUAGUCCGGAUGAUGUUGUUAUUUGUCAGGCACUGAUUGACUAUAUCGAGAGUGACUUUGAUAUUGGUGUCUACUGGAAAACAUUGACUGAGAAUGGAAUCACUAAAGAACGCCUUCUCAGUUAUGAUCGUGGAAUUCAUUCUGAACCAAAUUUUGGAAGAGAUCAUAAGGGUGGUCUACUGCGAGAUCUGGGACACUACAUGAGAACCUUGAAGGCUGUUCAUUCAGGUGCAGAUCUUGAGUCUGCCAUAGCAAAUUGCAUGGGCUAUAAGUCGGAGGGUCAAGGUUUCAUGGUUGGGGUGCAUAUAAAUCCAAUCCCUGGCUUACCAUCUGGCUUUCCUGAAUUGCUACAGUUUGUUCUUGAACAUGUUGAAGAUAAGAAUGUAGAAUCGUUGCUUGAGGGUCUUCUUGAGGCUCGACAAGAGCUUCGUCCAUUGCUUUUGAAACCCAAUGCUCGUUUGAAGGACCUUCUGUUUUUGGACAUUGCCCUUGACUCUACUGUAAGGACUGCAGUUGAAAGGGGAUACGAGGAGCUAAAUAAGGCCAGACCUGAGAAACUUAUUUACUUCAUCACUAUGGUUGUGGAAAAUCUUGCACUCUCAUCAGAUGACAAUGAGGAUCUUAUUUACUGCCUGAAGGGAUGGAAUCAUGCAAUGAGCAUGCUCAAGAAUGGAAGUAAUAGCUGGGCAUUAUAUGCGAAAUCUGUUCUAGACAGAACCCGUAUUGCACUUACAAACACGGCAGAGUGGUACCAGCAAGUUUUGCAACCAUCGGCGGAGUACCUGGGAUCAUUGCUUGGAGUCGACCAAUGGGCUAUCGAUAUAUUCACUGAAGAAAUUAUUCGAGCUGGGUCAGCUGCAUCAUUAUCCUCACUUCUUAAUCGACUCGAUCCAAUUCUCCGGAAAACUGCUAAUCUUGGAAGUUGGCAGGUAAUCAGCUCGUUUGAAGUUGUGGGAUAUGUCUCAGUUGUGAAUGAGUUGUUAGCAGUUCAGAAUAAAUCUUAUGACGAACCGACAAUUUUGGUGGCAAAAAGUGUAAAAGGAGAGGAGGAAAUUCCAGAUGGUGCAGUUGCUGUUCUGACACCUGACAUGCCAGAUGUUCUAUCUCAUGUUUCCGUGCGUGCAAGAAAUAGCAAAGUCUGCUUUGCCACAUGCUUUGAUCCGGAGAUUCUUGCUGAUCUUGAAGUGAAUGAAGGGAAGCUAUUAUGCCUGAAACCGACAUCUGCAGGCAUCCUGUACAAUGAGCUAAAGGAGAGUGAGAUACUGGAUGCAAGUGCAACCAAAUCCAAGGAGGACGGUUCUUUUCCAUCUUUGACUUUGGUCAAGAAAAAGUUUGGUGGUCGAUAUGCCAUAACAUCCGAUGAGUUCACGGGAGAAAUGGUUGGAGCCAAGUCGCGUAAUAUAUCCCAUAUGAAAGGGAAAGUACCAUCCUGGAUUGGAGUUCCUACCUCAGUUGCCAUACCAUUUGGAGUGUUUGAAAGGGUUCUCUCAGAAAGUGCUAAUCAGGUGGUUGCGAAAAAGCUGCAAAACCUGAAAAGGAAGUUGGAAGAGGGAGAUUUCAGUGUUCUUCGAAAGAUACGAGAAACAGUUCUAGAGCUGCGAGCACCGGAGCAAUUGGUUCAGGAACUGAAAUCAACAAUGAAAAGUUCAGGAAUGCCAUGGCCCGGUGAUGAAGGUAAGCUGCGAUGGGAACAAGCAUGGACGGCUAUAAAGAAGGUCUGGGCUUCGAAGUGGAAUGAAAGAGCUUACUUCAGCACUAGAAAAGUAAAAUUAGAUCAUGAUUACCUUAGCAUGGCUGUUUUGGUACAAGAGAUAAUAAAUGCUGAUUACGCAUUUGUUAUCCACACAACUAAUCCGUCCUCAGGAGACUCAGAAGAGAUAUAUGCGGAGCUUGUCAAGGGACUCGGUGAAACUCUAGUUGGAGCUUAUCCAGGUCGUGCCUUGAGCUUUGUCUGCAAGAAAAAUGAUUUGACAUCUCCUCAGGUACUGGGUUACCCAAGCAAACCAAUUGGACUUUUCAUCAGAAAAUCCAUAAUCUUCCGAUCUGACUCAAACGGCGAGGAUCUAGAAGGUUACGCUGGUGCAGGCCUUUAUGAUAGCGUUCCCAUGGAUGAAGAAGAACAGGUCGUGCUCGACUACACAUCCGACCCGCUGCUCGUCGAUGGCAACUUUCAGCACUCGGUGCUCUCCAGCAUUGCCCGUGCCGGAAGUGCAAUCGAGGAGUUAUAUGGCACUCCCCAAGACAUCGAAGGCGUCGUAAAGGAUGGGAAAAUCUAUGUUGUCCAGACAAGGCCUCAGAUGUGAUCUCACUGGUUUUAUCUUCCUGUGAAUUAUUCUUUCCCGUGUCUGGCUUAUUAUAUAAAAGAGACGGACAUAGCAAACCAGAGAGAGAUAUAGAGAAAAUUCAAUACGGAACAAAUUGGAUAUAUAACGGGAAGGGAUAGAAAGUAUCAUCAUACGGUCCGCAAAAAGUAUAUGCCGUCCAUAUGAUUUCAUUAGGACGGUCGAUUAUAGCCACGUAUAGUUCGGUCCUCCAAUUGUUCAAUUAUGUAAUACUUUGAUCGAGGGAUCAGGAAAUAAGCUUGGCAACCUGGUUGCCGGCAUCCUUCAUUUA